UGUUACUACAGAUGACGUCAUUUCAAAUCGGCAAAUAUCGAAGGACCCCAACUGCGACAGUUCUGAAAUUCGACGCGGGUCAACACUGAUCCCACAACUCAAAACAAUCGAGGCAAAGUGAUUUCGUACUAAUAGAUUCCAUAGAAAGAAAAAAUUGCAUUGAAGCAUUUUCACCCUCAUGCGUCCCUGAGGACCAGCGUCUGUCGCCAGUGAGCUUUUCUGUGAUGAGAGAGAUUGCAUGUCACAAGUAAACAAGCCGAGUUAGCGAGUUAGCUAGCUAGCUGUGGCCAGUUGUGCUGGAGCCGAAAUCGAAACCGAGAGUGGCCGAGAGAUUUUGUAUCGUGUAACUAUCUCUGGCAGCAAAUGCCUCAUCGUCACUGAGACUUGCAAAUUGUCAAACUGUUCUUCAAGGUUCAAGAGGACAUACGACAGGAAUGAACUACAAUUAACUUACAUCACUAUAAACUUCAGCAAACAAUGAUCAAACGGAAAUUUGUGGCGGCCGAGGAGCCGUCGGAGAAGAAGAAGCAGCGGCGGGAUGAGGCUAGCUCUGAUGAGGAGUCGGCGCAACACACCACCAGCCAAGACUCCAGUCAGAGUGACUCCAUGAGCGAUGCUGAGGAGGCCAGGCCUAGCUUUUCCAGACCCUUGCAGAGCCAGGAGUCAGACGGCCAGGCAGAUGCAGAUGCAGAUGCAGAUGCAGCCAACAAGUUCGCCAUGUACAACAGUGUCUCGCAGAAGCUCAUGGCUAAAAUGGGUUUCCGUGAGGGCGAGGGCCUGGGAAAGUUCGGCCAGGGUCGGAAGGAGAUUAUCGAGGCGUCUACCCAGCGGGGAAGGAGGGGUCUGGGGCUGACACUGAAAGGCUUCCAGGGGGAACUCAACGUGGACUGGCGGGAUGAACCAGCGCCCAGUGCAACAGAACCGGUGGAGUGGUUUCCAGAAAGUUCCACGGAGAUUCCUGACUCCGAUGAGCUGAAAGACUGGAUGCACAUUGGAGAGAGGAAACUGAAGAUUGAGGAUGAAACAGAGUUCUGCUCUGAAAAUCUUCUGGACCUCGUUCUCCGCUGUAAGAGUGUGUUUGAUAAUUUGGAGGGAGAGGAGAUGAGGAGAGCACGUACCCGCUCCAAUGCUUACGAAACCAUCAGAGGUGCAUUCUUCCUCAACAGAGCUGCAAUGAAAAUGGCAAAUAUGGACCAUGUCUUUGACUACAUGUUCACCAACCCAAAGGACUCGCAAGGGAAACCACUAACACGGGAUAAGGAGGGGGAGCUGCUGUAUUUCGGUGACGUGUGCGCGGGACCCGGCGGCUUCUCGGAGUACGUGCUCUGGAGGAGGAAGUGGCACGCCAAAGGCUUUGGCAUGACCAUCAGAGGACCCAACGACUUCAAACUGGAGGACUUCUAUGCAGCGCCCAGCGAGCUCUUCGAGCCCUACUACGGUGAGGGAGGGGUGGAUGGUGAUGGUGACAUCACACGGCCAGAGAACAUCACCGCAUUCCGGAACUUUGUCCUGGAGAACACAGAACGCCGCGGCCUGCACUUUCUCAUGGCAGAUGGAGGCUUCUCUGUGGAGGGUCAGGAGAACAUCCAGGAGAUCCUCAGCAAGCAGCUCCUCCUCUGCCAGUUCCUCACGGCGCUGUCUGUGCUCAGAACGGGUGGCCAUUUCGUGUGCAAGACCUUUGACCUGUUCACAGCCUUCAGCGUGGGGCUGGUGUACCUGCUGUACCUCUGCUUUGACAGGGUGUCCCUCUUCAAGCCCAUCACCAGCCGGCCUGCCAACUCCGAGAGGUAUAUUGUAUGUCAGAGCCUGAAGCCGGGGUCUGAUGCUGUGAGGGAGUACCUGUUCACCGUCAACAUCAAGCUCAACCAGCUGCGACACAAAGACUCUGACGUCAACGAAGUCGUCCCACUGGACAUCAUCAGAUCAGAUACAGACUUCUUUCACCACAUGAUCCGCUCGAACGAAAGCCACUGCGCAGUACAGGUGAAAGCCCUGGCUAAAAUCCACGCCUUCGUAUUAGACAAUACUCUGUCAGAGCCUCGUCAGGCUGACAUCCGUAAGGAGUGCCUCAAGACAUGGGGGGUCCCUGAUAAAGCCAGAGUUGCUCCAGGACACCCAGAUCCCAAAAGCAAAUUCUAUGAACUAAUGAAGGGUUCAGACAUGGAGUGGCUGAGCCUGAAGCCGACCCCCCUAACCUCCACCACACUGGAUAAGGUUGCGCAUGUGCUGGACCACAGGUGCAUUGUGGGAGGAGGCGAGCAGCUGUUUCUGCUAUCGCUUGGGAGGUCCCAGAUCUACACAUGUGACGGGCGCAUGCCCCUGCGCUGGAGGAAGCUGGAGACGGUCAACAAGCUGGAGCUGCCCAGGGACACACUACUGAGUGUGGAGAUCGUCCAGGAGCUCAAGGGGGAGGGGAAAGCCCAGCGAAGAAUAAAUGCGGUCCAUGUUCUGGAUGCAUUGGUGUUGAACGGGACAGACGUGAGAGUGCAGCACUUCAACCAGCGGAUCCAGAUGGUGGAGAAGUUUGUAAAGGCUGUAUCCAAACCUAGCAGACCUGACAUGAACCCCAUAAGGGUGAAGGAGGUGUACAGGCUGGAGGAGAUGGAGAAGAUCUUUGUCAGAUUGGAGAUGAAGGUGACUAAGGGUUCGGGAGGGAUGCCCCGUCUGUCAUACACGGGCCGAGACGACCGCCACUUCCUGCCCAGUGGCCUCCACAUAAUCAAGACUGUUAACGAUCCCUGGACAAUGGCUUACAGUAAAAGCUCAAAGAGGAAGUACUUCUACAAUAAAGCCACAAGUGUUUCCACCUUUGACCUGCCACCCGAUUCAGUCGCCCCCUUCCAUGUCUGCCACAAGGAGCGAAUCUUCUGGGCAUGGGAGGAAGGGGUCAAAGUUCACGAUUCCCAGACAAGGGUUGACCCUGAGAAGCUUUCCAAAGAGCACCUGCUGGAGUUCAUCCACCAACAUUACCAGCACUAAAAACACACAACAACAACAACAACAACAACAACACUCUUAUAUUUAAAUACCACCACCACAUGCUUCCAUCCAAGAACACACACACACACACAUCGGCGUACAGUGCACAUUACCAGCACUGAAAACACACAACAAGAACACUCUUAUAUUUAAAUAAUACCAUCACAUGCUCACACAAGUAUGUCUGACUUCCAUCCAAGCACACACACACACACAUAUCGGCAUACUGUACACAUUUACAUGCAGUGUGGAGUGCAGUGGACAGAGAUCUUUAAACAUCAUUUAAACUGAAGAAAGGAAUUACAUUUUAGCGAU
Messenger RNA from Clupea harengus (Atlantic herring), 3294 nucleotides. It is a transcript of the gene cmtr1, whose product is annotated as cap methyltransferase 1. Gene Ontology annotation, cellular component: nucleus; cytoplasm. Lineage: Eukaryota; Metazoa; Chordata; Actinopteri; Clupeiformes; Clupeidae. Gene Ontology annotation, biological process: 7-methylguanosine mRNA capping; methylation. Gene Ontology annotation, molecular function: protein binding; nucleic acid binding; methyltransferase cap1 activity. The record is from RefSeq and is a predicted model, not a curated record.